This is a messenger RNA of Macaca mulatta (Rhesus monkey), 1782 nucleotides long. The record is from RefSeq and is a predicted model, not a curated record. Lineage: Eukaryota; Metazoa; Chordata; Mammalia; Primates; Cercopithecidae.
UGGGCGAGGCGGCGCCUACCCCGGCCGCACCGGUCCCUCCCGGCAUACGCGAGGAUCCCAUGGCUGUGGCGGUGGCCCCGUGGGGGCGACAGUGGGAAGAGGCCCGCGCCCUGGGCCGGGCAGUGAGGAUGCUGCAGCGCCUAGAAGAGCAAUGCAGCGACCCUCGGCUGUCCCUCAGUCCCCCUUCGCUGCGGGACCUGCUGCCCCGCACAGCGCAGCUGCUUCGAGAGGUGGCCAGUGCUCAGCGGGCGGCCGGCAGAGGCGGCCCCGGGGGUCCCGGCGGCUCCAGGGACUUUCUCCUCGUCUACCUGGCCAAUCUGGAGGCCAAGAGCAGGCAGCUGGGCGCGCUGCUGCCGCCCCGGGGCCGAAGGAGUGCCAACGACGAGCUCUUCCGGGCGGGCUCCAGUCUCAGGCGACAGCUGGCCAAGCUGGCCAUCAUCUUCAGCCACAUGCACGCAGAGCUGCACGCACUCUUCCCCGGGGGGAAGUACUGUGGACACGUGUACCAGCUCACCAAGGCCCCAGCCCACAUCUUCUGGAGGGAGCAUUGUGGAGCUCGGUGCGUGCUGCCCUGGGCUGAGUUUGAGUCCCUCCUGGGCACCUGCCACCCUGUGGAACCAGGCUGCACAGCCCUGGCCUUGCGCACCACCAUCGACCUCACCUGCAGCGGGCACGUGUCCAUCUUCGAGUUCGACGUCUUCACCAGGCUCUUCCAGCCAUGGCCAACACUCCUCAAGAAUUGGCAGCUCCUGGCAGUCAACCACCCAGGCUACAUGGCCUUCCUCACCUAUGAUGAGGUCCAAGAGCGUCUGCAGGCCUGCAGGGACAAGCCAGGAAGCUACAUCUUCCGGCCCAGCUGUACUCGCCUGGGGCAGUGGGCCAUCGGCUACGUGAGCUCAGAUGGCAGCAUCCUGCAGACCAUCCCUGCCAACAAACCCCUGUCCCAGGUGCUCCUGGAGGGACAGAAGGAUGGCUUCUACCUCUACCCAGAUGGAAAGAACCACAACCCAGACCUGACUGAGCUCGACCAGGCAGAAGCCCAGCAGCGCAUCCACGUAUCAGAGGAGCAGCUGCAGCUCUACUGGGCCAUGGACUCCACAUUUGAGCUCUGCAAGAUCUGUGCUGAGAGCAACAAGGAUGUGAAGAUCGAGCCGUGCGGGCACCUGCUCUGCAGCCGCUGCCUGGCUGCCUGGCAGCACUCGGACAGCCAGACCUGCCCCUUCUGCCGCUGCAAGAUCAAGGGCUGGGAGGCCGUGAGUAUCUACGAGUUCCAUGGUCAGGCUACUGCUGAGGACUCAGAGGACGGCAGUGACCAGGAAGGCAGAGAGUUGGAGCUGGAGCAGGCGCCCGUUUUGGCUCCUCAGUUGCCCCCACGGCCAGAUCUGCCCCCCAGGAAACCCAGAAAUGCCCAGCCAAAGGUGGCACUUCUGGCCCUCCCCAGACUUCAGGCCCCUCUUCUCUUGCCAAGAAUUAAGGCUGUGGCUUCAACCGGGCAGGAAGCCACCUCCAGCCCCCAGGCCAGGGAGGGGGCCAUGGAAGACUCCUAAAGGGGAGCUCCCCUCCAGCUGCCCUGGGACCCCAGGACCCUGCCCCGGCCUGAAGGCCAGGUGAGUCCACUCCCUAACCCUCCCUGGCCCACUCCACCCUUCUCCACCUGGAGGUGACCUCAUCUAACCCACCCCUCUCUCCACCUGCAGGGCACCGAGAUGUGCUGCUAAAGGGCACCCCAAGGGCUGGAAGGGGGUUGUGAAAUCGAAAUAAACUGCCAAGCCUUGUCUGUCC